UCACUGCUCGCCUCUUUCUUUUUCCGGUCGCCGAAAUGGGUAUUGAUAUAAACCACAAGUACGAUCGCAAGGUUCGCAGAACCGAACCCAAAUCUCAGGAUGUUUACCUGCGCUUGCUCGUCAAGUUGUACCGUUUCCUGCAACGUCGCACGAACAAGAAGUUCAAUCGCAUCGUCUUGAAGCGUUUGUUUAUGAGCAAAACCAAUCGGCCACCAAUGUCGCUGCAACGCAUCGCUCGCUUCUUCAAGGCGGCCAAUCAGCAAGAGUCGACCGUUGUUGUCGUUGGCACUGUCACCGACGAUGCCCGCCUCCUCGUCGUGCCCAAGCUCUCCCUGUGCGCCCUCCAUGUCACCCAGACGGCUCGCGAGCGCAUCCUAAAGGCUGGCGGCGAAGUUCUUACCUUCGAUCAGUUGGCCCUGCGCUCGCCCACCGGCAAGAGCACCCUGCUGCUCCAGGGCAGACGCACCGCUCGCACUGCCUGCAAGCACUUCGGCAAGGCUCCUGGUGUGCCCCACUCGCACACCCGCCCCUAUGUCCGAUCCAAGGGACGCAAGUUCGAGCGUGCUCGUGGUCGUCGUUCCAGCUGCGGUUACAAGAAGUAAACGACAACAACAUCUUGUGGAAACGGUAGACGUCGCUUUUUGGUUAAGAUAUUGAUUUGUCAAACGAGAGGAUAGUUGAAAGGGAGCAGACCCUUUUGGCAAUAAAGAAUUUUUAUUUCAAGAA
This is a messenger RNA of Drosophila grimshawi, 726 nucleotides long. It is a transcript of the gene RpL18, whose product is annotated as 60S ribosomal protein L18. Gene Ontology annotation, molecular function: structural constituent of ribosome; RNA binding. Gene Ontology annotation, biological process: translation. The coding region runs from base 36 to 602 and encodes 188 amino acids. The transcript is spliced from 3 exons. Gene Ontology annotation, cellular component: ribosome; cytosolic large ribosomal subunit. The record is from RefSeq and is a predicted model, not a curated record. Lineage: Eukaryota; Metazoa; Arthropoda; Insecta; Diptera; Drosophilidae.